Messenger RNA from Effrenium voratum, 1569 nucleotides. NCBI's taxonomy places the organism in Eukaryota, Dinophyceae, Suessiales, Symbiodiniaceae. The record is from the annotation of a GenBank genome assembly.
AUGUGCUGCGUGCUGUGCCUGGCCAGCGGCCUGUCCCUGGAGGUGGCCGUGGACAGCUCCGUGGAGAGCUGCGUGGCGCGGUGCCUGGCGGAGUGGCGCCUGCCAGUGCGCCUGGCGGCGGGCGGCCGUGGGCUGCUGGAGAGCGGCACCCUGCGGCAGAACGGCGUGCAGGACGGGGCGGGGGGACGGGCGAAUGGCGGGAUGGCGGGAUGGGGGAGGAACUUCCUGCGGGCCUCCCUGGGCGCCUUCGCCCUUGCCGGCGGCCUCGGCUCCGGCAAGGGCUUCGCGGUGAGCUGGGGCGAGAUCUCGGGCAGGGUGCGGGCGGAUGUGCAGGAGGUCCAGUCCACAGACUUCGCCUUUGCGGCGAUCACCACGCGAGGCGUCCUGGCCUGGGGUCACCCCAACUUCGGUGGGGACUGCAGCGAGGUGCAGGACCGGCUCCGGGGUACCAAAUGCAUUCAGUCCUCCAGCGCCGCCUUUGCGGCGAUUUUGGAGACUGGGGAAGUGGUGACCUGGGGUCACCCGCUCUAUGGGGGCGACAGCUCCCAGGUGCAGGCGGACCUGGUGGGAGUGGAGGCCAUCCAAAGCUGCCGCGGCGCCUUCUGCGCGUUGACGACGCGUGGGGUGGUGGCCUGGGGCCAAGGCCCGGCUGCGCAGGCGCCGGCGCAGGCGGCGCUGGCGGCGCGGCAGGUGCAGGCGACGGAGGGGGCCUUUGCAGCGCUGGCGGAUGGGACGGUGGUGGCCUGGGGGGACCCGGAGAAGGGCGGGGACUGCCCGCCACACGUCCAAGCGCGGCUGGUGGACGUGCGCGCAGUUCAGGCCUCGCGCGGCGCCUUCGUGGCGUUGUUGGGCGAUGGCUCUGCGGUGGCCUGGGGAAGCGCUCGCAGCGGAGGGGACAGCAGCGGGGUGGAGGAGCAGCUCCGACAGGUGGUGGCAGUGCAGGCCUCCGCGCACGCCUUCUGUGCGUUGCUUGUGGAUGGCCGAGUGGUGGCCUGGGGCUCAGAAGCCCACGGGGGUGACGCCUCUGGCGCCAAAUUCCCGGCGAAUGCGGAGGUGCAGUGUGUGCAGGCCACCUCCGGCGCCUUCUGCGCGUUGCUCCGGGACGGCCGGGUGGUCUGCUGGGGCGACCCCUCGCAGGGCGGGGACUGCCGCCGCGCGCUGCUGAACGGGGCCCCCGUGGCGCAGGUCGCGGCGGCGCGGGGCGCUUUCUGCGCGCUGCUGGCGGACGGGCGAGUGGUGCCCUGGGGCUCCCAGAGGGGCGGCGGGGACGGGAAGCACCUGGCGCCCCACGUGCGCCAGGCGCGGCAGGUGGCGGCCACGGCCCAGGCCUUCGCCGUGCUGCUGUCGGAUGGGGGCGUGGUGGCCUGGGGCAGCGCCAAGUUCGGAGGGGACGGGUCCCGGGUGCGCGCGCUGCACUCCCAAAGCGCUCAGGAGGUGACGGCGCGCGCCAAAGCCGGCUCGAAGCCCGGGUCGCGGGCGCGAGAAGGCCCCCAGAACUCCAGGAUGCCGCUGAAGCGACCGAACCUGCCCGAUGCUGCGGAAGAUGUGUGGAGGGCGAUGUUUCACUAG